CUACAUACGCUGGUGCAGUUUCUUCACUACGUACCACUGUGCUGAUCUUGGAUAGUCUGACAGACGUAGCAGUAAGAUGGAGGAGCUGGACGAGAAUCAGCUGAGAAAUGAGGUGGAGAGUCGCAAACAGCAGCUGGAGUUUCCGAGAGAGAAAACCUCAGUGACCAUUCCCGACCUGAUCAAAUGGAUCGAAGAGAAAAUGCCCGAGGAUCCGAUUAUGAACGCCGACUUGCUGAAGACCAACCCGUGGGUGGAGUCUGGAAAAUGUGUGGUGCUCUAGUCCAGCAGCGGCAGCUCUUCAGAUGUGCUAUGUUUUUUGUUUAACGUGUAAUUAUUAAAAUGUGAACGACUAUCGACUGUCCAAAUUCUGCUCUGUAAAGCAACCCGGAGAGAAAUAAAGAUGCUGAUCAUUCAAGAAUAUUUAUUUAGAUAG
Molecule: messenger RNA, 433 nt
Organism: Trichomycterus rosablanca
Lineage: Eukaryota; Metazoa; Chordata; Actinopteri; Siluriformes; Trichomycteridae
Gene: gng13a
Product: guanine nucleotide binding protein (G protein), gamma 13a
Exons: 3
Coding region: 77-280 (67 amino acids)
Biological process (GO): sensory perception of taste; phospholipase C-activating G protein-coupled receptor signaling pathway
Cellular component (GO): heterotrimeric G-protein complex
Molecular function (GO): G-protein beta-subunit binding
Source: RefSeq, a predicted model, not a curated record